UAUAAUAAAUUCUUAAUACGAAGGACUUUGUAUUAUUUUGUUAUUCGUAUCUCUUAGCUCACAAGUCACGAGUCAUUUUCUUACCGAAAGGAAGGGAAAAAAGGGCAAAGUCCUGUGUAAAUUAUCUUCUCCUCCUGCUCUGCUACUAUAGAGAAGAAAACAAUGGUGGACCAAACCUUUCUUUAAAGCCCAACAGUAAAGAGAAUCCAACUCGUAAGCUCUACCACAAUCAGUUAAUGCCAACAAAAAGCAGCAACUUGCGGCUGAGAAAUGAAGUAAGCAGCGAGCUAGCUCGAUCUGCUUAUGAAAAAGAGAGUGACCGCAAAACAGACACACCUACCGCUUUACCCCAAAUGAAUAAAUUCAGUAGCACAGAGAGUACGUACACAGUACUGCACUGUUUGGACCGACAAAUCUCGACUCACGUUUCAUUCGACUGAUCUCUUCGGAUUGUGUUUUGGGGGGGAGGGGGGGGGGAUUUGUAGAAAGACGAGGGAGCUUCUUGAUCUGCACUUCAACGAACAAGUCAGUUGUUGGUAUACUGAUGUGUGUAGAAAGAAGAUAUAUAGAGGUAGCUAAAAGUGUGAUGCGUGGUGAAAACAUCUCUCUUUCGGAGGACUCGAGAAGUAGCAGGCGUAAAUAUUGUUUUUUUUUUUUUUUUACAAGUAGAGUUGUUGAAUUUGAAUUUUUUUAGCAAAUAGUGAUUAGAGGAUAUGAAACUCAUAACCUAUUGUUCAUACUCAUCUUGUUCCUGCCAGUAAUGUCUUAAGUGCUAAGCUGAAAUUAAAAGGGGAAGAAUUAUUAUAGUGAUCAUUGAUGAUAAGUGCCUUUCAAAAGUUCAUAAAAAUGUGGAAGGAAACCGUACCACUCACUCACAAGGAAGGACGAGGGGAGGGUAGGUAAGGAUUGACAGCAAGCAAUGAAUAAAAUGGGGCUUGUUAUUUUUGGUUUUAUGCUUUCACUUUCUAUGGAAAAAUACACAAAGGGACAAAUAUAGUGACAUGGUGUCCGACGGUAAUUUCGAGUCACUGGUUUAACGGAGCGAUGAUUGUUUUCACUAAAAUGUUCUUAUAAAUUAUGCAAGAUUAAACAAACACAAUACAGACAAGGAAUUAAUUGGAAAUCGUUGAAAAUUAUAUUUCGUCAUGAUCUUCAACUCUAGAAUCACCUAAAUUUCCAUAAGGGGAUAAUUGCACAUAUUUAGGAAAUAAGAUGAAGAAUUACAAGGAAGGCGACUAUUUUGGUAGAAAUUGUCUUGAGUUGGCUCUUCGUACCAAGCCAAUCAAGUCUUCAAGAUCUAGAAUCAAUUUGUCAUGCUCCUACGGUCUCAGUGCCUAGUUUGGCUCUAACCAUCACACUUAUACUCCAUAGGCAUCGAAUUGGUGGAUUCUGGUUGCAAAAUUAAUGAAUUUUGGAAACCAUCCAAUAUGGGUUUAAAACCCGCAAAUUUGGGCGAAUUCGAACGUUCGUAAACUCCUUCAUCCAACCUCCAAUUCCAUCUAAUUUGAACCCACAUGCUUUAUUUUUGUCCUCUUCGAUGUAAUGUUCAAAAUAAACGUAAACAACUUUAAGCGAAUCAAAAUGGUCCAGAGGGAUGCAAAAAAGCUUUAUUCUUUCCCUCUUCGACCUCAUUGGGAAUGGAAUUCAGGAACACAACAUUAGAGUUCACGGACGUGAGUAUCAUUUACAUCACCAUUGAGUUCUUAAGAUAGAUUAUACCCAUAUGCUUUCCUUACAUGUUUUGUUAAAACAUGCAAAAUCGACAUAUAAAUUAGUUUUGCUCUGACAAAAUUAUAUUACUUACUAAAGCGAUGUAACGGUUAAAACUUAUUUGAGAGCCUUGCUCUCAAGUCUUUCUUAGUUGCUAAUAAGUAAUAUUUUCUGCAUUGUUGGAUAUUUAGUGGUGGUACUUAUUAAUCUUUCGAUUGGGAAAUCCAUUUUUUCCACAAAGAAAAUAACCUAAAAUCACGUGACCCUAAGUUCCCCAAAUAUACAAAAGGUUAUUUCGUUUACAUAGAAAUGCCCAACUUGUUCCCUAGACCAGAUUCCUUUGUUUGUUUGUUCUUUUUUCUGUAUGUGGUGCAAAAUAAACAAUAAUAAAAGGACGACAAUAAUGCAUAUGAUAUUAUGAUAUCUUAUUGACAAUAAUUGUGAUAAAAAAGCACAUUUCCGUGAAUGAAACUAUCAACCAUUCAUAUAAAAGACCAUUUGUCGAAGGAAGAAAGAAAGAAAAAGGGGCUAUCAACCCAAGUGAUAGGCUAUUUAGCACCUUCUUCUACGCCUUAUAUAUAAGCCAAGUUGCUCCAUUAUUGUUUCCUUUUCACUUUUAAUAUCUUCCUUUUCUUUUUAUUUCUUAUCUUCUUUUCCAUCUUUUAUAUCUUGAUAGGGUUUUCUUUUUAUUUUUUUUAAGAAUUUUUUUAGGGUUAUGGAGAAUUCCUCCCAUGAUAGGAUGAGCUCACUCAUUUGACGUAGCGGUAUUUCAAAUCCCAUAAAUCAACAAACACACGAACACAUAAACUCACGUCGACUUGGUUUGUAUUGGAACUAAAGGAGAAUGCAUGUGCAUGAAAACAUUUUUUUGCUGUGUUUCGAUACUAAUAGAAAAGGCUAGUAAAAACAGAGCGGGCUGGUGGUACUUAUACAAGAUGAAGGGGUACUGCUUCUCAAGAGAAGCAACUGCUAGCUAGGGUAGUUGGUGUGGAGCAAGUGAGCGAAAAUAUUUAUUCGGUAAUGUGUUGGAUAUAAGAUGACGAUUUCGAUCUGACACGACCUACGCGACAUGCUUGACAUGUUACUCGUCAAGCGUGACGAGAAUAGGUAUUCUCCUCGAUCCGACUCACUCCACACUCCAUUUUCGACGAGUUUACCUAAAUUAUAUAUACUUUUACUCAAAUUUAUAACUUUAAUUUAUUAUAUCAUAUUUUAGGUAUGAAAAUACCCUUCCCGACUUGCCCAUUUAUCAUUAGCAUGUAUAUCAAACUGUUUCACAUCUUUUCAUCCAAAGGAAUUAUAUAUAAUAAAGAAGACAAAAAUCUUUCAUAUCUUGAGUCUUGACGAGACAGUGAGUUACGUUAAAUGGCGUACGUGGUCCAGAAUCCAGCAAAAUGGAAAGGGAACUCCGAGGGAGAAAGCGAGCUGAAGCCAAUCUGCAGCCACACAUUAUCAGUGAGUUCCUCCGGCCGGUCGAGUGACUGGACGGCAAACUGUCUGCACCAUUUUUUUUUUCCGGCGGGUCCUUGUCGUCGUGGUAAUAACCUAACCAUGCAUUACUCAAUGAGUAAAAGGGCGCAGUACGGUGCAAGAAGACGAACCCUAAGUUCAGUUGAGCCCACUCGACUGGCUAGCUAGCUCGCACGUGACCAAGCAAAGGGACACAGCAGGGCAGCUGUAUGAUUCUAACCCUUUCUAUUCAAUUGUUUUUGUACACGUGAUUUCCUUCCAUCUUUCCCCACCUAACCCAUUCUUAACAUAUAUGAGAUGUACUGCGUUCACAAUCCUUCUAGAUGCAUGAUGGAAGGAUAAAUGUGAAGAAGAGAGUGUUAGUAAACUAUAUAAUUAAGAUCUAUAAUUGAACCUUUUGCAUUAAUUCGAGUUAUCGUGAUCUACUGGUUCUUGACGCAUGUUAUUAAGAUUUGUGCAAACUUCACGGUCAUAUGAAGUGGCUUUCGUCUGAGUGUGUGUUUGUGUGUGUGAAUUAGUACGUAAAUGACAUGACUGAACCUCUCCCAAACGACUCGAGUUAUUGAAAACCAACAGCUGGUUCUUCACGGAGAAUAUAAUUCUAGCUAGUUCGCGUAGCGAUCACUUUAGCCAUUUGUUGUGGUGAUCGAUCACCCACGUCAACGCUGUAAAUGGCUAAUCACAGUAUAGUGAGCUCUGUGUUCAUAGUCGCGGGGAUAUAAACACAUUUUCAGCAAGACUUCAUGAUAUUUCGCAGUCGAUCAUAGAUAAAAACAACUUGAAGUCAUCAAUUCAGCAUGUAAUUAGUUAUUCUUUGCCAACUUAUAAGUUAUCCAAGAGAUUAGAAUCUGAUGAUCUCUGGUGUAGUUUAUCAAGAUUUUAUCAAGCUUUUUUGGUCGCGCGAAAGAGUCCGGAUUCGUUGGGAUGUGGACCAAAUUGUUAAUGGUGUGAGAUUGAUGGAGAGUGAUCCAAAAUGGGACCUAAGACAGUCUAGAAGGAGUCCCCCACCACAUGGGCACUCGAGUUACUGAUGGACGUAAAUCUAACAUCAAAUCCCCCAUAAGUUUGUAUGUCUUUUGGCAGGAUUUCAAUGAUUCCGAUGCGAAUCUUCUUCAAACAAAUAGAAAAGAAAUGAAGUGCUUCUAGAAGGAAGUCUCGCUAUAUACUUUCUUCCUGAAUGUUUCUCUUUUCGUUCGAAAUUAGCAAAUUCCAUGUGUAGUUCAUUCAUGAUUUGCACUUAAACUAAGGUAUAAUCCAAAGAUUUACCCGACUCGAUUCAAAUUAUGCGAUGAAUAUUCAUAACGAUCGAGAAAAAUUAGUAAUAUUGUAGUUAUUCUUUGUGUAAUCCAUAUUGAAUGAAAUCAUAAGGGUUUAAAUAGCUAUUUAACUCCAACCGACUAAUGAAAAUCACAUAAAUAACAACAAUAUGAUAAUUGCGUGUAGGUAUACACACAAUGACACACCACUCUUGUUUGUCCGCAUUUCCUAACUUAAUUGUUAGAGGUUUAAGGUAUAGUUUGAAUUUGAACUAUUAUAUUAGUGAAACCACAAUAAUUAAUCUAUGAUUCUAAUGCAUAUACAAAACUACCCUAAGACUGUUCUUUGCAACCAUCUUAUCACCUUAAUAAAAGAAAAAAUUAUCAUGACCAAAUCAAGAAAAUACCAACAAAUAUAGAUUAAAUCAUGCUAGAAGUCCAAAGUACACCAGGAUAUUUUCACUUUCUUAUGAUAAUUCUAAAAAAAAAGAAUGUGAACUUUGAAAUCAGGAUCUUUGAAUACAUCCAUACAAUAUGCUAAUUCUUGAAAUCCCAACCAUUACUAAUUACAAGAUUUUGUUAAAUAUAUCAUAAAGGUCUUAAUUAGUUAAAUCACAAAUUUGCCAUGCAUGGUUGUACAAGUGACAGGCGUUACAAACGCACAUGCCCUGCUGCUGCUUUGCGAUAUAACAAUUGACUAGUGUAGCAGCUGAUGUCGAUUAGUACGUAAUCUAUGUUAUCUUCGUUAAUAUAAUUAAAAUUAACAAAGUUGCCAACUUGUUGGGAAACGUGCUGCAUGCAUCUCCCCCACCUAACACUUACAUACUGGCUUGCUGUAUCAUACUCAAAGCAACAACUUGACUGUAGAAUAGAGUUCUGUGAUUAUUACAAACGAAACGAAAGCAAAUUCAUAUGAGCUUGAAGAUCACAUAGAUAUGAAUAUCAUCUGUUUAACAAAUGGGAAUCUUCGAACAUUAGAUCUCUCUGUCGUUCAAAGCUUCAGUACCAUGUCAAUAACCAGUUAGUUUCCAAUCAAUGCAGUCAAAAUCUCACUUUAAAACUUAGACUAGUGACCUUAAAAUAUAUGAAAAAGAUGACAAUUAUGGUUAUUGGAAGUCCAACUAAUGUUAUAUUUCAAAGAUCACAUUUUCUCGUUAGAAGAUUUCUAGCAAUUUUACAAAAUGUUUAAAAACUUACACUUUUAGGAUGCUACCUUUCUUUAUGCUUCUACAUAGAAUGGAUUGAGUAGAGCAAACAUGGGCUUGUUUUAGUGGUUAUAUCGGUUGUCUUCAACAUUUAGGUCUCAGAUUUGAAUAUCUCAAGUAGCAUUUAAAUUAAUUGAUGUCACCCUUAUAAAAAUACAAUAAUAUCAAAAUUCAAAAGUGAACAAAAUUUUAAUUUAGUGGUACAUCGUUUUGAACCUAAAACUCCUCACUUAACCGUAAAAGCUUAUAACCCCUUUACAAAACUAAUGGAUGAGAAUGCAUAGAAGCAACAGCCCAGAUGGUAUUGGGCCGGGGCGGCGGAGCUAGCAACUAGCUCAUUAGACGAAUGAAGACCAACCCACUGGACACGACAAACAUUCAGGACUGCGAUUAAACGUAGGCCCAACUAUUUUUAUGGAUCGGAGUUUGGACUCGCACCUUUUCCACGAGAUAAGCGUAUCGGCUACAUCAAGUCCAUUAAGAUAAGAUUUCCUCGUACAAAAAGAUCCAUUCAGAAGUUAUGAUUAUGCCCGAGUCUGGUAAAUGAUACAAUGGCCCAACUGCUUACAGCCGAUCCGAGACCACAAAUUUGCAUUUUUCAUUUUCAUCUUCUUCUUUUGGGCUUAGAAGUGAGUUCCCCAAAAUAGGUGUUAAAAUGAGAACCCGAGUUUUCAUCAACCCGACCCGGUUUACAACCAAUUUGGGAUAGCUUGUUUUUGAGUCAUUUGAAUGAGUCAUUGCUCUAAAAAAAAAUGCAUGAGUCAUACGAAAAUCCUAAAUAACUCUAUUGAGUCAUUUUCAAAUACUUCCAAUUGAUAAGUCAUUUUCAAAUGACUCAUUAUUUAACUCAAUCUUUCUAAUUAUAUCCUUGCCACUUUUUCAUAAACCCACUUUUGUCCAUGUCUUUCUAUUACUUAUUUCUCCUAUUAUUCUUUUCGCCAAAUUUCACAAGCGCCAAGGAGGGUCAUCUAUCUUAGCCUCUGUCAUUUCCUCGUGACUCUAGCUCCUCGUGUCAACGCGGUUGGUGCCUUCAAGAAAGCGGCGUAAUUAGCUCGAAUGUGAGACUUUUGGAGCCGUUACCUAUUACAAAGAAAUCUGACAUGAAAAUAUUAUUUAAAAUUAGAAAAUGCUACACAUUACUCGUAAUCAUAUGUUUUGUUGGUUUCAAAAUGAUUUUGUUACGUGGUUGGUUUUACGAGGAUACGAAACAAGAUAAUGAAAUAUUACAUGUAAGCACAAAAUGGUAACAUUAUUCAAAUGACUCAUCUAAAAAGUGUCAAAUAGACAAUAGAAUAUGCAAAAUGUCUACAUUCUUUAAUGUCUACAUUUGAACAAACGACUCAUUUUAUAAAUGAGUACUCAUGCAAACGACCCCUUGAUUACACAUUAGGGGUGUGCAAUAGUUCGGUCCGUAUGGGACUGCACUGGACCAAAUAGGCAUUUGGACCGGACCGCACCGAACUGAGUAUAAUACGUUUUGGUCCUUGGUCUUAUGAAUUUUAUAAUUAUUGAAGAGAAAAUGGACCGAAAUAAUUUUUGGAUCGUACCAAAUGCAAUGAUGGUCCGGUACUUGGUCCUAAGAUGUUUCUCACUAAUGAACCUUGAUUCUCGUGAGUUUGGUCUGGCACGGAACGGACCGAACCGUUGCACACCCAUAGUCCACAGUUCAAUUACCCAGUGAUCCGUUUAGUUUGCGAUCUGACUAUCUGGUAACUCAAAUUAGUGGAAUUUUCAAAUGUUUUAUAGUAUAAGUGCUUUGGUUUAUAAAAAAAUAUGUAUGGUACAAAUUUAACUUGUACUUUAAUGUUAUGGUAUAAAUUCAGUUUGUGUAUGUAUUUUUUUAUAAAUUUUUAUACUAGAAACUGAACUUAUAAUAUGACAUAAAGCCACAAGUUGAGUUUGUAUUAACAUAAAGAGCAAAAAAAAAAAUAUGGUAUAAACCGAACUUCUACUUUAAAAUUAUGGUUUAAACUCCUCAAAUAACCAUCACCCGCAAUGAAUAUAACCCAAAUGCGACCUCUAGGUAAAAGAUAUCAAUCUACCCCAAUUUCCAUGCCCACAGAAAAUUAUAAAUUCCUAAAGUAGGAAAAAUGCGUUCGUACACUCUAAAAAUGUUUAUUUACUUAAUUAGUUUUAAGAUCGAGUGCGAAUAACUUAUCUAUUAAAAUCUUGGUUUGGACUUUGGAGCAUAUCCAACGGAAUUAAAAAGGAAAUGAGUGUCGGCCCAUUGAAGAGACAAUAUGGAAAAGGUUCUGAAGCAAGUGAAGCAACCAUCCAUGCUGGAAGUGGAAAGCAGCGAGGAAUCAUUGCCAAUAUUGAAUAAUGAUCACCAUUUCGUUCGUACACUUGUGUAGUUGUGUACUUGUGUUCCCUCUUUUGCUUUUUAAGGUUGAAGCUAGAAAUAGAGAAAAGAAUAAAACAUACAAUUGUGAAGGAAUAACAUAUACGAGAAGUGAUUUGAACGGUACAAUAUCUAUUUUGUAUAUAAGAUGAGAUUUCGAAGUACGUUGAUGUAACUUGAAUCGAACUAUUUGGUUAUGAUUGUAUGUCUAUGGUGAAUAGACUGAUACACUACACGUUUGGGUUGUUGUUAUGAAUCUGGUUGUAAUUGCUUUUUCUUUACCAUAUUAAAUUAGGUUUAGACCACAUGGAGAAGUAUUUGUAUUCUCAUACUUUUCUGUAAUCUGUAUCUUCUCGAAGUAUAGUGAAACUGACUCUCUCCUGCAUGUGAACUAGCUAACACACAUUGUGUUAGUGAACUACAUGAAUAGGAGGUGAAGAUAACAGAGAAGGAGUUCACAAAAAUCACAACUCGACACCACUUGUCAAGUUUUAUUUUUUUUCUCUUUUCCUCUGCAAUUUUUAGGCAUAGUUAUUGUAGCACCCUACUAUUUAUGAUACUAUUGCAUGUUUCCAAUAACCAUAUAUGCUCAUCGGAUAAUCCGACUCAUCAUAGAAUAAUAUCAUUUUUAUUUAAUAUGAUAUUCAACAAAUAUAACUCUAACGGACUAGUGAAUCCUCCUAGUGACAUAAUAGAACGUGGAGAUUUCAGUUUCCCGCCACCCACCUCUCAGCCAUUUUCUGGCCUAACUGGACAGUUAUGAUACACCUGAUAAGGUAUAUCUAGAUGCAUCAUAUAAAAAUUAUAACCUUUAAGGCUUCCACAAUAUCGCAUGUCCUUUAGUCACACCAUCACAUAACGAGAUCACAAGUAAUCAUCAUCACGUUCAACACAUAAUUAUUAUAUCAUACAAUUCAAUUCAUAAUCUCUUGCAUCCACAUUCACUCAGUUGAUAUCCAUGCUUCAGACCUGGGUCACUUCAUUACCCCGAGUACCUCUAUAUAUUAUAUGUAUUAGGGCCACUUCAAUUAUAUCAAUGACUUUACGUCCUUAGAAUUUACCAUUUUGCCCAUCAAUACCAUACAUUGACAUAACCGCAUGAUCAAUCACUUUGAUCAUUUAAGUGACCACUCACAUUCGUCAUACAAUCUGGUCUAGCCAUCGUAGUCCAAUAAUCAUAUACAUUCAUACAUAUAUACAUAAACUCGUGUAUAUGCAUUUUCAUUUUUUUUUUCACAUCGUGUACUUCCCCUGGUAUUUCGCAACUUUUGGCAUCAAGUGUCGUGUCGGUCGGACAUUAUAUCAUUUCGCAGCUUUAGGCACCAUGUGCCAGGCCGAUCGGUCCCUUCGCACCUUUUGGCAUCAAGUGCCAGGCUGGUUGGACCCUAUAUCAUUUCGCAGCUUUUGGCACCAUGUGUCGGGCCGAUCGGACCCUAUAUCAUUUUGCAACUUUUGGCAUCAAGUUCCGGGCAGGUCGCACCCUAUAUCGUUUCACAGCAUUUGCCAUCAAGUGUCGGACCAGUCGCACCCUAUAUCAUUUUGCAGCUUUUGGCAUUCUGUGUCGGGCCGGUCGGACCCUCAUAUCAUAGAGAACACAACGACGCCUUUAAGUUUAAUUUAGGUGAUCCUACAAUUCUUUAUUGAGUCACAUCACAAUUAUCAAACAGUAUCAUCAAUUAUUUAACAUAUCCACUCACGUAAUCAUAACAUUCACAAAGUCACAUUCACCAUUUCAUAUAAGCACAUUAGCGACUUACAGGCUUUUCAGUAUCUUAGUAUUGCCAAGUAGGCUCUUCCAGUAUCAUCAUAUAGCGAUUCAGGCUAUGCAUUAUCCCCUCAUUGUCUCCUAGGCUUUCCAGGAUAGUAACAUUACCUUUUGGGCCAUCCAUUCAUAUCGCAUACACAUUAAAUUUAUCAUUCGCAUUCGCAGUCAUCAUUUAUCACAUAAUCGCGCACAUACAUAUAGUCAUAGACAUUUAUUGAUCCCCUAAGUCAUGACAAUCUCAAGUUUAGACACAUGUGCCAAGUCGAUUACACCUUACAUCAUAAUAAUAUAUAUACUCGAGUACUUGAUCAAAUAUGUUUCAACCUUUGGAUUAUACCCCCACAACCCCCUUCCCACAUGUGGUCCAAUCAAAUUUGAGACUAUCACUUAACCCUCAAACUUUCAUCCAUUUACCAUUAAGACCCCAAACUUUUAUUUUGUUUUUACAAUUCCUUAGACUUAGGAUUAGUUAAGUCAAAACCCAAUUAACAAUAACAUCGGAAUUAUAGAACCCACCAUCUAAUAAUUGGAGCGACAUCACUUAAAUGCAAGUAUGACAUGUAUUAAGUAUAUGAUGGACGAGAAUGUUACGGUUAUAGUUUUGGUGCUCUCAAUAAACCUCCAUAGAACUAUGUCUAAUUUAAUGUAGAUCUGACUCGUAGUUCAUCAAAACAUUGAACAGUCUUGUUUAGAUUUUAUUCAAAGAGGUGUGAACUGUAUUUAUUUUAUCGUUCUUCAAGAAGUCAAGGUACAAAUUCAAUUCUGUUCACACAAGUUUUCUCGCUGGGAAAACAUAUUUGUUGAUCAAUAGCUUGUUUCGUUUUUCUUAUAAAAUCUUUCAUUUAAAAAAUCCGGAAAUUCAUGCAGGAGAAGAACGCUUUCGUAAUCUUUACAAAAAUCGUUGGGGUCGUUUGGAAGUUGGGAUUGUUAAAUAGAUGUAUUGUUGAGAAUGCAUGUAUAAUAUUAUACAUGUAUUGUCGAAUUUGAUGCAUUAUAGAAUACAACGUUUGGUAUGUGUGAUUGUGUAUGUCGCAUCAGCUAAAAGCUGAGACAAAACAAUCUCAACUCAACUAUCUCAACAAUCACAACUAAAAGUUGAGAUAUAACAAUCACUCAAAAUGAGUGAUAGUUUCUGUCACAUCACAGAAACAAUCCAUGUAUUGUUUCUGCUUAAAAAACAAAAAAACGAUACAUUGUAAACAAUAUAUGCAUAAUGACAAUCUCAACAAAACAAUCGCAACUUCCAAACGACCCCGAUAUUCUUCAUUUACUUAAUUAGAUUUGGGAAUCGAGUAGCAACAAUUAAUCUAUCAAAAUCUUGGUUUGUUUUGGAGCAUAUCCUAGACAAGUAAAAAGGGGAUUUUUCCAGAAAUAGCACUGUUUUUAAAAAAAAAUCCUAAAAUAGCACCUAAGUCCGAAAAAUUCCAAAAAUAGCACUCUUUUCCAAAAACCGCUCCUUACCAGUGCGGUUUAGGCGAAAACAGCCACCCAAGGGCGCAUUUUUCGAUGAAAACCGCACCCCCACCAUGCGAUUUGGUUGCAGAUCGCACCCCCAGGGUGCUAUUUGGUUGCAGAUCGCACCCACAGGGUGCGAUCUGUUUUUUUUUUUUUUUUGAAAAAUCCUAACCUAGGUGGAAACUUCAAACGGACGUAUCUUUGUGUUCGGGUAUCCUAUCGUCGCAAAUUUUUUUUGAUUCCGCAUAACUUUUUGAGAUCUUGCAAGCCAAAGGUGGUUUGGUCCCGCCUUCAUCCCAAAAAAUGUCGUUUGCUACCCCGAACGAGCUUUUUUCCGAUUUCGUCAAACUUUGGACAACCAUAACUUUGUGCUCCAAUAUCCAAACAACAUGAAUUUUUUUUUAUUUCGCAUAACUUUUUAAGGACUACAACUUUUAUCAUAGACACAAUUUCAAAAUGUACGUGGAUUGCUGAGAAGGGAAGGUAAGCUAUUCCCAAAAUCCUGUAUAUCCAAAAAUAAUUCCUAUUUUGACUGGGGCAACCUUCCUUGCUGAAAGUGGAAAGCAACGAGGAAUCAUUGCCAAUGUUGAAUAAUGAUCACCAUUUCGUACACUUGUGUCCCCUCUUUUGCUUUAAAGGGUUGAAGGUAGAAAUAAUUUUAUGUGUAUAUUUACACAUUCCGAAGGAAUAACAGAUAAAUGAGAAGUGAUUUGAAUUGUACAAUAACGGCUCUAAAGUCUAAACAAAGAUGAGAAUAAGGG
Messenger RNA from Linum trigynum, 11963 nucleotides. The record is from the annotation of a GenBank genome assembly. NCBI's taxonomy places the organism in Eukaryota, Viridiplantae, Streptophyta, Magnoliopsida, Malpighiales, Linaceae.